ACAAACAUUAUAGACCCAACAAAGGAAAAGAAGAAGAGUUUGACACAAUUGUCGAUUAGUUUUUGUGUUUUUGCAUGGAUUUUCAUUUUCUCUAUAUUGUAGUGUUUAAAUUUUUGAGUAAAAAAAAUGUCAUCAUGGUUCACUGACUUAGCGGGAAAGGCUGAAAACAUUCUCAAUAAGAUUGAUCAAAAUGCGGCCAGUGUUUUGAAAAAUGAUUCAAACGACCGUGAUCAAUUGAUUGAAGUGAAAACAGGCGACGAUAUUGUCGAUGGAGAUAUCAUUAGGAAAAAUAGAAUAACAAAUGGUUCGCCAGCUAUACGAAGUAUUACGUCAAAUGCAUUAAAACUACCGAAAUCUCCGAAAAAAACUUUAUACACUCCGGUCGACCGAGCGACCCAAGACAAUGACGAAUCGAUUAAAAAUGGAACAAAACUGAACAAUAUUGUUAAUGGAGACGAUGGCACCAAAUUAAAUCUACCAAAAUCAAACGCAUCGAAUUCUUCACGUCGAAGCUCAUGCAGUUCACGCACUGAAGGAAUUCAAACAGUUAUCGAAUACCCAAUUGCCAAACAUUCCGCUGACACAUCGACCACAAAUGUCGAUAUAAUGCACACGUCUACAUCUUCUAGUUCAAUGCACGGCUCAAUUGAAGAAAAAAAUGAAAUGAUGGCAUCCCGAAUUAUUCUCGCCCAAUUGAAAGCGGAACGUGAUCAAAUGAAAUCCGAAAUUAUCGAACUAAAAAAUCAAUUGAUUAUUGCACAAAAGGAGGAUUUAGUAUCUGAAUUAACGGCCACAUGUGAUCAAUUGUCGACUGAUAACGAAAGUCUACAGCGAAAAAUGGAUGAAUUUGAAGAGGCAAAUAACGGUUACACCAAGACAAUUUCGCAACUCGAAGUGAGUGUGGCCAAAAUGCAUGAAGCCACCAUGGAAAUGAAUGAGAAACUUGCAAUGGCCAAAACUGAAACCGAACAAGCAGUCUUUGAAUUACAGCAAUACCGAUCAAGAGCACAGCACACAUUGCAAAUGAAAGAUGAACUAAUUGCCGAACUAAAGUCCAUGCACAAAAAAAGUGAUACAAAUGAUGAUAUGGAUAUUGAUGUGCAAUGCAAACAAAUCGAAUUGACCGCAAUGAAACAGGAGCGUGAUGCAUUUUUUGAGGAAAAUAAUAUGUUGCGCAAUCAAUUGAAUGCGAAUAAACAAAUAAUUAGCACGCUUGAAUGCAAAUUACAGGAAAUUGAAUUGCGAUCGAGUGACAGUGAGAAGUCGUUAUCAAAUGCACUGAAACAGGAAAAAUUGAAAUACAGCCAAAUGGAGGAGACGAUGCGUACACAGGCAAAAGAACUGAAGGUUGUUCGUGAUGAACUGAAGAGACAACAAACUUUAACGUCAACCAAAUUGCAUGAAAAAGAAAACGAGCUAAUUGGAUUACGCACCAAAUUAUCUAAACAGCAAAAUACAUCAGCAAUGCCAACUGGACUAAAUAGUACUGAUGAUCGUGUCUAUUCCCUAACGCAGUCGCUUGUACAAAAACAAAAUUCACUUGAACAGGUAACCGCCGAACGGAAUGCGAUUCGAAUUCAAUUGGAGAAAUUGGAGAGUCAACAUCGUGAAACUAUGACACUAUUGAGACACCAACGACUGCCGCAAAUCAUAAAUGUAAAUGAUACAGACGAUGCAAAAUCUCAAGUGCCAAAUUUUAUGCGAGAAAAUCCAUUUGAUACGCGCGUUGCGAGACGUAUGAAACGAGCGUAUUCAUCUUUGGAUGCGGCCGGGGUUCGAUUGGGUGUAUUCUUACGUCGUUAUCCAUUAGUUCGUACAAUGACUAUUGUUUAUGUGGCUGUUUUACAUUUAUGGGUUAUGUUUGUUUUGCUAAGCUCGACACCCAGUCAAACAAAUUAAUACGAAUUUUAUCAGACAAUAUAUUGAAUUAACUGGUCAGUUGAGCGAAAACAAUAGACGUUAUUGUUUUAAU
Contarinia nasturtii (swede midge) is the source of this 1972-nucleotide messenger RNA. It is a transcript of the gene Golgin84, whose product is annotated as golgin-84. Gene Ontology annotation, cellular component: Golgi membrane; Golgi cisterna. Bases 127 to 1899 code for a protein of 590 amino acids. NCBI's taxonomy places the organism in Eukaryota, Metazoa, Arthropoda, Insecta, Diptera, Cecidomyiidae. The record is from RefSeq and is a predicted model, not a curated record. The transcript is spliced from 2 exons. Gene Ontology annotation, biological process: Golgi organization; retrograde transport, vesicle recycling within Golgi.